AUGGGCCUCACAAUCGAGCUAAGCCCCUGCAGCGAGGAUGGAUUGGCCGCAAGGAAAGCGUUCAAUCAGCGUCUUGAGGCAAUGACGAAUUCCCAAAUUCAGUGGCAUCAAUGUCGGUCUCCACAGGAAUACCGAGACAAACGUCGUGAAGGCACCGACGGUUUUCAGAAACCCUUUGUACUCGAUACGGCUGAGGUGAUUUCAAUCCCUUCGACUCAUGCUGGCCACCAAAUCCAGCUGCGUCUUAUCAAACCUGCUGGCGAGAUACAAGGGGUCAUACUGCACUAUCACGGCGGAGGUCUCGUCUACGGAUCAGCAGACGGCCAAGACAAAUAUCUUUUAGAGUUUGCUACCGAUCUUUCUCUGGCCGUAGCAUCGGUCGAAUACCGACUAGCGCCUGAAGAACCAUUUCCAGCUGCCGGCGAGGACGCUCUUGAUGCCCUUCGAUUUGCAUUAUCUGAAGAAGGGAAGGCUAAAUUAGGACAAAAACCACUCUUCAUCGCAGGAGAAUCUUCAGGAGCAUAUCUGGUUGCCUGGAGCCUUUUGACACUGAGAGAUGAGGGUAUUGAUUUAAGAGAACAAAUCACAGCUGUGUUCCUCAGCUACGGAAUUUAUGACCUUACUUACACGCCCUCUGUCCACAACUACAAGGGGAGAGCAUUGGUAGGAAGCGAAGAUCUGAAACUCCUUGUUGACGCCGCUUUUCCUGCGGCGUCUUACCCUGAGACAGCACGCAAGGAUCCAAACUUGUCUCCUCUGCGAGCAGAUUUGAAAAACCUACCUCCGGCAUUCUUUCUAGUGGGGACUGCUGACCCGGCAUUGGAUGAUAGCAUAUUCAUGGCGUCAAGGUGGUAUCUCGAAGGAAAUCAGGUCCAACUCAAGGUCAUCCCUGAAGGCUGCCAUGCAUUCACUUUGCUUCCGAUGGGCGAUGCGGGUGCCGAAGGGCGAGCUGAGCUGAAGUCGUCGAUAAAGAGUUUUCUCGCUCAGUUAGAUUCUCGGAAGCUUGAGAGGAGUUAG
Exophiala spinifera is the source of this 1017-nucleotide messenger RNA. RefSeq lists its product as uncharacterized. Gene Ontology annotation, molecular function: hydrolase activity. Lineage: Eukaryota; Fungi; Ascomycota; Eurotiomycetes; Chaetothyriales; Herpotrichiellaceae. The record is from RefSeq and is a predicted model, not a curated record. Bases 1 to 1017 code for a protein of 338 amino acids. The transcript is spliced from 2 exons.